UUAGACUCUAUAAACUUUAAAUUUUUAUUAUUGAAUAAAACUGUUAUAUUUUUUGAUAAUUAUUGUGUUGAACAGUGACACGUGCCUUGAACAGGCACUUAUUCAUCAUCUAUUGACAAUUUUAUAUUAAAAAUACAAUGAAGUUUAUUCAGUUUUUUGUAGUUUUUUUUAUCUCCAGUGUUUUUGGAGAUCUUGAAUCUCCAGUAGAGCUUACAAACACAGUGAAACUACUCCGAGAACAAGUGAAUGCUCUUCUGGAUCAUAGACAAGAAGAUUACAAUGCACUAGAGAGCUCGUUAAAGAAGGCUAUUGAAAAAAAUACUGAAUUGACAGUCUUAAGGAAUGAAGUAAAGCAACUAAGAAAGGAAAUCACUACUAGUCUUCGUGGCGGAAGCGGCAACGAGGCGAAGAAUGAACGACUGCGAAUCAAAUGGUUGGGUAGUGCUGUGACCGAAUUAAAGUCCGAGUUGGCUGAAGUUUUACGAGCCCAAAAUACUAGUGAGGAAUUCGCUCAACGUGCGAGAAUGAAGAGUGAGCUUUCACUUCUUCGUGGCGAUAUUGCACAAGUGGGAAGAGGGAUCAGAGAUCUUGGUGGAAGAUUGACGAAGAUCGAAGCAUCAUUGGGCAGUAUCAGAAACGACAUCAGUGCUGUUAAAGAACGAGCUGGUCAAUUAACACGAAGCUGUGCUGAUGUUGCUAGUCAGCUGAGCACGGUGCAAAUUGAGAUGAAAUCAUUAAAGUGGGAUCCACACCUGGAGCAUAAACAUCAUCAACUAGCUAGGAAUGAAGUUGAUAAUGGUGAAGAACGUGAAGAAAAAAAGGAGCAUCAUCGAUUAAUGAGACACAGUCUAUCACGAUCACUUUUAGGGAGAAGAAUGGAAGAGAGAUUAUUGAGCCUUGAGCGGAAAAUAGCAAUUGUUGCAAGAAAACGUGCUAUGAUUGAAAAACGAGUUGUAUAUGAAUCAAAUCCAGAUACAGUGAAUAUACAAACAUUGCAAAAUAUGAAAGACGAAUUUUCUGACCAAAUAAAAAAUAUCAGUGAUCAAGUGAAUGCUUUAGAAAAAAAAUUAGAAGAAUCAAUAAUGGAAAAUUUAGAAACUCGAGGCAACCUAAGAGAGAAAUUGGAUUUAAAUCAAUCAGAGAUUAAACGAGAACUCACUCGUCUUGAUGUCAAUGCAGCAAAAAAAAAUUCGGAGUUGACUUCGACAAGAGAAGAAUUAAGUAAUCUAAGAAGAACGGUACAAGCUUUGAGUGUGAGUGCUUCAAAGCUUCAAGAAAAGAGUGAUCUCCAGCAGGAAACAACAGCUAAAUUAAGUCACAAAUUAGAGGUGCUUUCAAAUGUAGAUUUUAAAACAUCUUUAGACAAGGCUAUAAACGUUACUCAUGAAUUAGAACACGUUGAAGACCAGUACAGGCUCAUGGUUGAUGCUUUACCUGGUAAUUGUGAUGCAAGAGACGGUUUAACUUUACUCGGAGGUCAAGGAUCUCCACUUUUAGUGUCUUGUCAUGAUGGCUGGAUUGUCGUAGCUCGUCGAAUUGACGGCAUAGUUGAUUUCGAUCGUACUUGGGCUGAAUAUGCUUCAGGAUUUGGAUCUCCAUUAAAUGAAUUUUGGGUUGGAAAUGAAGCUCUUCAUCGUUUAACACGGGACAACUGUACUAGAUUAAGAAUUGACCUAACCGACAUUUACGGAACUAAAUGGCGUGCAGAUUAUGACUACUUUAAUGUUCAAUCUGAAGAAACUGGUUACCAAUUGCAUGUUGGUGGAUAUUCCGGGAAUGCUACAGAUGCUUUUUCUUACCAGAAUAAUAUGGCUUUUAGUGCUAAAGAUAAAGACAUGGACAUCAGCUCAGCUGACUGUGCAGCUAAUUAUCACGGUGGUUGGUGGUUUAGCCAUUGCCAACACGCUAAUUUGAACGCGAAAUAUUCAUUAGGAUUAACUUGGUAUCAAUCUGAUACAAACGAAUGGAUGGCUGUAGCUACUGCUACCAUGUCUAUUCAACGGAAAGCUGAAUGUCAUUCUUAAUUCUAUGUUUACUAAUUUCAUUCUAACCUUUUUCAUAUUUCGGCAUUGACAUGGAAAAAAAGAUUAUUAAAAUUAGCUUUGUUAUAUACCAAAGACGUAGUUCUAG
Chelonus insularis is the source of this 2130-nucleotide messenger RNA. RefSeq names its product scabrous (gene sca). The coding region runs from base 138 to 2024 and encodes 628 amino acids. The record is from RefSeq and is a predicted model, not a curated record. NCBI's taxonomy places the organism in Eukaryota, Metazoa, Arthropoda, Insecta, Hymenoptera, Braconidae. The transcript has 3 exons.